GGCGCAUCAGCAAGUGCAACUUCUGUCAGGCGUUUGCGGCGGGAACUCCAGCUCAUUCAGCAGUCGCCAAAUUCGCAGAUAGCCGUCAAGCCCUCCAGCGCAUCUCUGCUGGAGUGGCAUUUCGCCCUGCAUUCUUUGCCCGCUGACAGUCCUUAUCGCGGCGGAUGCUACCACGGAAGGCUGCUCUUUCCCAAUGACUACCCGCAUGCACCACCAACCGUGGUCAUGGUAACCCCCAGCGGGAGGCUGGAGACAGGUUGCCGCCUGUGCCUGAGCAUGACCGAUUUUCAUCCAGAGAGCUGGAACCCUGCCUGGUCCGUGGACACCAUCCUCACGGGCUUGCUGUCCUACUUCCUCUCGGAUGCGGAGUCAGGCUACGGAUCCAUCAGAACUUCCUGGGAGACUCGGCAAUCGCUUGCGGAAGAGUCAUGGGCAGCCAACUUGGCGGAUCCCGAGUUCACGCAGCUUUUUCCCGAGCUUUGCAGUCCCCAGCAGAGGCCGAACUCAGCGAAGCAGGCCACUGGCCAGGCGGAGACGCAGGCUCGCGAGUGUUGGAUCUGUAGAGAUUCCGGCCCUGAGCCUCUGAUCCACCCGUGCGCGUGCCGUGGGUCCAUGAGCGGCGUUCAUGCCUCGUGCGUGGAGCAGUGGAUGAGGCAUCUGCGCAGGGCUGGAGGUGCCGGGCGACCGCGGUGCGGCGUUUGCCGGGAACCGUAUCUUGGCAGGGAGGAGCAGCCGGGAAUCGGCAGCUUUGCGUUUCACUACAUGCAGGACUUUGCAGGGCAGCUGGUGCGGAGUGCUGUCCUGGUGAUGAUGCUGAUGGGCUUCCAAGACUGCCUGCAGGGCAAGGAGGCAGCGUUGCCCCUUGUUUUUCGCGUCCUAUUCGUCCUCCUUUUCGGCUGCGUAACUGUCCACAAAUUUGCGGUGCUGGCGGCAUCAUUGCCACUUCACCGGCCCCCUCCACGCUCGCUGCGUGCAAGACGCUUCUAUACGUCGGACCCACAGCGAUUGGCUCGGCAUGCUGCAGAGGCAUUGACCACCACCUGCGUGUUGGCGGUCUGGUACGUGCGAGGAGAGUUACCCCUAGUGGCCUUCUUGCCUUUCGGGAUAAUUGGCCUCGGCUUGGUACUGAAGAUCUCUGCUGGCGCUUUGUCUUGGUCCUGCUUGGUUGGUCUGCUUCGGAACCUCCUUCGGUGUGCGCUUCUACCGCUGUUUCUCCUUCGACGGAUCGGCUCACUGGCCAUGGAGCCUCAGAUUGCUUGGAGCCUGGUGCAUCCUUUGCAGCCCCUGCCGCAUGGCCUUGUGGCCCUGGUGUCUCUGUUCUUGGCCGUGGUUUUGCCGUCGAACAUCCCAGUAGUCCUGCUAUGGACUGUGCACGCACUUGCUUUAGCAGCAGCUGUUGCAGAGCGGGUGGCAGUGGGGCGCCUCGUUUGGCGUCACGGUGUCGCCUGGAUAUACAUUGCACAGUUGGCCUUCCUUUGCACGUACUUCGUCAACACACUUUGCAGCUUUCGUCAUGGCUUGUCGUCACCAAACGGCACAUGGGUACCGGUGUUGGUGACCUCGUCAGUGUGGUUGAUUACCGUCUUUGCGAUGGCUUUGGCGGUGAACUGGGAGGCAUGUGUGAGGCAUUACCGUGCCUGGCAACGGCAGCACGGCGUCUUUACGCUCGAACGAGGAACGGAGGCCUGGUGCACCACCACGUCCGGGUCAGAUUAG
This is a messenger RNA of Symbiodinium pilosum, 1716 nucleotides long. The record is from the annotation of a GenBank genome assembly. NCBI's taxonomy places the organism in Eukaryota, Dinophyceae, Suessiales, Symbiodiniaceae.